GAUGCAACAUCCAGCUUCCUGCAGUGUGUCGGGUUGCCCUCAACAGACACGGGUAAAGAACACGUGCGAAACCUGAAAAAGAUGCUUGAAGCAACGUGGGACAUUUACACCUUCAUGAAAUCCAGCAUGACAGACGUGCCUCUCCUGAGCCUGACAGGAGCGUUGGAAUUAAAGCCUGGGGCAGACCCUCUGCAGAACGAAGCUCUGGUCCAGAUGUGGGUGGAGGUCAAGAUCAAGCCUCUGCUGCAGUCCAUCAACAAACACUUCCUGUCRUGCCUCAGCACCAAGAAUUUCAGCUGCUCCACCUAUCAGACCAUCCUGAAGGAGCUCAGUCAGCAUUACUCUGAGCURAGUCCAGUCAGACAGAAGUGGAUCUAUUCAUUCUUCAUCUACCCCUUCCUCUCUGGAGAUGGAGUUGCUGGUUGUGUGAACCCGGAUGAAAGCAGUGAAGACUGGCUGAUGAAGAACUUUGGUUCCUUCAGAGCCAUGGCCCGACUGGAGGACUUCUCUACCAUCAACAUGGUCUUCAGUGGAUUGGAGGUUCUCCACCUGCUGUCUCCAACACAAAAGGCGGAGCUCCUCCUGAGUCCUGAGGUGCAAAACUUGGACAACGGCACCCUGUCKCUGAUCUUCAACAGCUUGUUGACAGGAGAAUCUGCUCCUCCGCCCUCUGGAAACCUCACAGGGUUACCUUCGACGUACAAUCCCUACUCUUCACACAGCAGCCUCUCAGAGAUUGUUAGUGGCUUCAAGACGGCGUUCACAACGAUCGGGAGUUUUGCCCAUGAGUUUGUUUCCUUCACCAGUCAGAGGAAUYUAUCUGAAAUAAAAAGCACCACUCUGACCCAGUUCCUGCUCAACUUCACGCUGGCUGAGCUGGCCAACGUUUACGAGCAGAAGAACACAGGUGUUUUAGAGACGCAGCAGUUUGACGUGACGAACGUCGAGGACUGGUACCAACUGGUCGUCAUCCCAGUCCUACAAAGGUUUUGGCCAAAUGAAGGAGACCUCUUGCACCAAAACAUCACACUCGCUUUCCAUGAGCUGUUAACUUUGAGGAGCUCAUUUCUGAUUUCAGAGACAUAUUUAGGGAAGGGGAGUCUCCGUCUCUGAUCCAGCAGCACCUGGAGGACCCAGACUACAUCAAACUGUGGUUCCGGGUCAAACUGCUGCCCCUCCUGCCCGACGUAGAUCCAAACCUCCUCUACUGUCUGAGCACCAAGAACUUCUCCUGCCCCGCUUACCAAACCCUGGUGGCAGCUCUGGAUGAACACAUGAGUUUAAUCAAUGCUGACGUCGUGUACAGUUACAACAUCUACCAAUAUUUCAUCUACCCAUUCUUGGUGCAGCGCAACAACUCCGACUUCCAGUGCAUCUCUUCAGCCAAUCAAAGUGCAGAAUGGCUGACAAACAACUUUGGGUCCUUCUUAAGUUUUGCCUCCAUCACUGACUUCUACGAGCUGAAUCCUUAUUUCUCUGGACUGGAGGCUCUUCCUGCUCUGACCACUAAGCAGCUGGCAGAGCUGCUGCUGCUGCCUCUCCGGACCCCACCAGAAAAAGACGUCGUCAUCGACCGCGUCUUUGACUUUCUGUUGGAGUCGCCGACGAUGUGGAAGUUUUCAGAUGUUCUGCUCUACGUGGUUGGGCUCGCCGGAGAGGUCAACCCUCCGUGUAGUGUCUACAGACAAAUUUUCGACCGAAUGUACCGAGCCAUCCCGUUUGUAUCUAUGGACAUGGAACCGGUCAUCUGGGCUCGCAUCGAUGAUCUGAUCAACAUUGCACCAGAAGAGUGUGUACCACUGAACGUCAUGUGCCCAGAGACUCAGGUCAACGAAACCAUCAUCUGCAGUGGCAUCGACAGCUCUGAUCUGCGGUCACACCUGAACACAUCUGUGCACGUUUCCUGCAACUUUACCCUGGAGAAAUACGCUUGUACAGAGCUGGAAAGCUUCACAGCCAAUCAGCUGGCCUCUCUCGUGAGCUGCGAUCUGCCUGGGAACAGCAGCCGCUCCAAAGUCCUGUGGAAGUUGCUGCUCACGCACCUUUCCAGUGUUCUGGACCCGACACUCGACAUCCUGGCAAACGUGUCUGUUGGGAUGAUGGGACCAGCAGCGCAGGAGAUUCUGGAUGUGAUCGGGGAGCUCAGGUUGUGGCUGCUGACCGACGAGCAGCUGAGGGACCGCGAGAUAAUCCAGCUGUGGUUCUCGGAGCGUCUGAGGGGCUUCCUGCCGUUUGCAUCAGGAAGGUUUCUGCACUGUCUGAACAACAGGAACAUCACCUGUCAGUCAUACCAGCAGAUACUGCAGGUGUACAGUCAUCAGUUUGAGAACAUGUCAUCAGAACAGCAACAGGCGGUCCUGAAGAACUUUGUCCUCCUCUUCUUAACGGCCCCUCACUCAGGCCCAGGAUGUGUGUCCUCCUUCAACAGCAGCGCAGAGUGGCUGAGGAACGAUUUGGGUCCAUUUUCAGAGUUUCUGUCUGUCAAACAGCUGUUUGAUCUCAACCCACAAUUCAACCCUCUGGAGGCUCUUCAGCUCCUCACACCUAAGCAGAGCGCAGAGCUGCUGGUGCUGACUCUUCCCACCCUCCCCAACAAAGACGUCCUCAUCAACGUGCUGUUUGAUUACCUGACUGUGUCGCCCACACAGAGGAAGCUCCCAGAGUUCCUGUCUUACCUUGUCACGUUCCUUCAGACGGGAAACCUUUCCUGUUCGUCGUACAAAACACUGUUUACUCGACUGGACGAGGCCAUGUCUGGAGCUUCUUCUGACCUUGCUUCAUCCAUCUUAUCCAGCAAGUUAUCUUUGUUCCAACUCAUACCACCAGGUUGCAUCAUAUACAGUGGAGAGUGUAAUGUGACAGUGAUAAAUGAAACCAGCAUCUGUAAGAGAGUGAACAGCACACAGCUUCAGAUCCGUCUCAACACUGGGAUGAUGAGCGGACACGUCUGUGACUUCACUGUUCAGGAGUUUGCCUGUGCUUCGCUCUCAGCUUUAACAGCUCAGGACCUGGCAGAGCUGCUGAAAUGUAACCGUUUCUCUAACUCGAGUGGCACCACAGCCGCCUGGAAGCUGCUUCUCUCCAAAGCCUCGCUGGUGCUGAAMCAGGCUCUGGAUCUUCUGGUCAACACAACUCUGAACCCCAGCAGUCCUUCUGUGUCGAUGAUUCUGGAUGCCAUACGAGAAAUCUGGUUGGACGGUGUCAACGUGGGAAGUUUCAAUGACCCCUCUUUCAUCCAGCUGUGGUUUAACCGCCGCCUCCGUCUGUUCCUGCCUGCUGUGUCCUCUGACUUCCUGUCAUGUCUCUCCACUAAAGCCCUGGACUGCAGCUCCUACCAGCUCAUUUUGCAGAUUCUGAGUGAAGUCAGGCCGCAGAUGACACCUGCCACACAGAUGUCGGUCUACACACACUUCAUUGAGGUUUACCUGACCAGGAACAACACUGCAGAUCCUGCCUGCAGGUCGAACAUCACCAGCAGCGUCGAGUGGCUGCAGAGGAACCUGGGAGGCUUCUCCGCCCUCCUCUCCAUCUCGGAGAUCCAGCGUCUCUACCCCGACUUUUCAGCGCUGGAUGCUCUGUCGCAGCUGACAGCCACGCAGCUGGCGGAGGUGUCCGCCACGCCUGGGCUGCUCACGUCUGCUGACCAGGUGGCCGUGGUGAUGAGACUUGUCCCCGAUCGGCUGUUCGCUUCCUUCUUUGAUGACUUCGCUGCUGCCAUCACGGGUCAUGAGAACAUGCUGCCUUCUCCCGUGAGAUCUGCCUUUUUGGACGUGGUGUUCAACCGUGCAAACCUCUCCUCUCCCUGGGUGGAUGACUCGGUCGUGUCGCUGUGGCUCUGGCAGCGACUGCCUCCUCUUCUGAUCAACCUGUCGCCUGCUCACGUCGCUCCGUACUUUCAAAUACUGACAGGACGAAAUUGCAGCAUCGAGCAGCAGGGUGUGGCGAACCUUAACUCAACUAUAGCUACUCUGAGUAAAGAUUCACAGCAAGAAAUCUACAACCACAUCAUCCAGGCUUUGCAAGGCCCACCACCCCUCCGUUGCUAUGGCAGGAACUACAACGUCAGCUUCUACGCUUUCAUCGAGCGCUCKUUUAUGGAGUUCCAGUUCCCCAACCUGACGACCUUCCUGUCCCUCAUGCCUCAGAGCCGAAAGCCUCAGCUGAUAAACUCCAUACCUCCRUCACAACUUGGAGAUUUCCUGCGCCGGCCAAAUGUUGUGGAUGAUGCCGCUCAGCUCUGUGAGCUCUACAACAGCUACCGCCAGACAGCCAUGCUCCUGGCGACCGAGUCUCUGCCAGCCGAGUUGGGACGACCCACUCUGUCCUGCGUCUGGCCCCUGGCCCUCAGCACCCCCGUCAGGUCAGAGGUCAACCUWUGGUUUGACAGGAGCCUACAAAACUACCUGGUCUUCCUCACGAAGGGUCUGCUCAGCUCCRACGCCACAAACAACGCUUCCUGUGUGGCCUUCCAAAAACUCGUGUUGGUUCUUGAUAAAUUCAACUACACAGCAGCAGAUUUUCAGAGGCAAGAUGUGUUUGAUACCAUCAGGAUCUAUCUUACAUCAGAAACUACACCAAGAUGUUACGACGCCAACGACUCAGAACUGAACUCCACGGCUUGGUUUGCUGAAUACAUCGGCCCGUUCAUGUCCUUCCUCACGCUGGAGGUUCUUCAGUCAUUUGGAYCUGAAGAGGCUCUUCAGGUGUUCACGGUGAACCCUCUGAACAUCGCGCUCCUCAACCAUUCGGCUUUACCUCAGGACCUCACAGACUACUACACCCAGCUGGUUUAUCAGCAGGACAGUAACUUCAACCCCUUGCUUCUCCCUCUGUUGUGUCGCUGCGUCGCUCCCGGUCAAGCAUUCACUCAACUGAGUGCAGGAGACAGUAUGAUUGUUCUGCAGAACCUCACCACGGUCUGUGUGGACCUGGACCCACAGAUCUCUGCUGCUUUGGCGAGUAAUUUCGGUGACAACAUCGAUGCCAYGACCAUUUCUGCCCUCGGAAACCAAAGCACCGGCAUAUCCAUGGGUCAGCUCGGGAUGAUGUCGCCUCAGAACCUGAGGAAUGCCCUGAGCUUUCUGGCCAGUGUGAUGGGCUGGAGCGAAGGACAGACCAGGGUCAUCAUCCAGUCGCUGUUGUCUUCAGGGCUUUUCCAGGUGAACGGCUCAUCCUCCCUGGUGACGCUGGGCACUCUUGUUGUGGGCGUUCCCUCCAGAGUCUUCCUCAGCAUCAGCAGCUCCGAGAUUCUGACGGCAUCCAAACAAUCCUCUGUUGUGAGCCACAUAAAGUCUGCUCCAGAUGUUAUUCAGCAGACUUUUGUCACUCAGAUCAUAUCAGCAAACAACAACAACGAGAUGAUCAUACAGAACGUUCCAGAUGAACUGGCCGCUGAGAUCCCUCGAGUUCUGCUGCAGGGCUACACAGUCAGCAACAGUGUCGUCACCACACUCAACAGGAAGACAUGGAAGAAAGAGCAAGCUGAGCUGUUCUUUAAUGUGAUCGCCGUGGAAAGUGCCACAGCUGUUCUGGGAAGUCCAGACAAUUUGACCUCCUCUGUGCUGCAAGGGUUUACGUGCACGAGCGUGAGUACAGUUUCAAGAGCGCAGGUCAAGAAGCUGAUCAAAGCCUGCAGGAGGACGACGCAGAACAAAGUCUCACUGCAGGAGUCUCAGUUGACCUGCAUGUACAACUACAUCAGUGGAGACUCAGACGCCACCAGCUUUGAUCUCUACCCUGUAGAUAUGCUGCUUUACUAUGAUUACUCACUGGUGCCGCAGAGCAGCUGCAGGUCUUACUUUACACAGCUGGGCAGUGCAGACUUCUCCAUCUUCUCCUCAGCUCUCAGCUACAAACAGACCGCUCUGUUUGACAACGCCAGGAGCUGCCUGGGUAUAACAAACACGAGCUUGACUCAAGACAACAUCUCAGUGUUGGGAAACAUGUGCUGCAUGUUGGAUAAAUCCUACAUCGUGAACUCUGAUCCAUCCAUCUUGGAGAAACUGAAGGCGUGUCCGGAUCUGACCAGCGCUCAAGCAGCUGCAGUGGAAACUCUGCUGAUUGGUGGAAACACAACAUAUGGAGCUCCUUCAACGUGGAAUGAGAAAACUCUGAUCAGCCUUGAGCCACUGCCAUUGUAUUUGACCUCAACUUUCUAUAUUAACUUCAGCAAAAAAGCAAAGCGCAUUUUCUUGAAAMAUUUCCUGAAAGUAAUCAGGAGGAAUGGAGUGAGUCGCCAACAGGCAGGGAGAAUGAAGAGUGAAAUAAGAAAAUCUAACAUCAUUAGGAUAAAACGAGCUACAGUCACUGAGUGCACCGUAGGGCUGAUCACUCAGGUGACUAUCAGUGACACCACCUUUCCCUUUGACUAUGAUGAUAUCAGUCAGUUCAACAUCUGCCUCACUGCUGCUACCGUCAAAAACAACUUGGAGGCCAUCACUCAGAAGGUGGAUCAGAAGGAUUACCUCCAGAUUGUCCUCAGCAAGCUGAGAGAGGCCUACAGCGCCACCAUUCCAGAAUAUCAGGUUCAGGUCUUGGGCCCGGCGUCCCGUGUUGCCACCCUCAGUGACAUCAACCUGUGGAACAUCACUCAGAUCGACACGCUGGCUGCUUUGAUGGACUCAGCAAAUGGAGAGUGGGACCCCAGCUUGGCUAAAGCCAUUAUCUCUAAAUACCUGAGUGUAGGAGGAAACACCCUGGGCAGUGCAGAGCUUAAUGUCAUUGGAGGACCAAAUCUAUGCGCCUUGGAUGUUGAUGUUCUGAGGAGCAUCUCACCACAAAGCCUCAAAAACGCAAAUUCCUUGAAUGUGUCCAGCUGCACCAACGACAAAGCUACAAUGCUAUUCAACAUUUCCACAGCAGCAUUUCUCACUAACCGUCUGAGUACCAUCCCAGUUUCUGCUUACCAGCUCCAACAACCUUACAUCCGUGGUGCAUCUUUGGAAUACAUCAAAAGUUUGGUGAAUUCCAAUGUAAGCAUGGAUCUGCCGACUUUCAUUCAAAUGAAUGAGAACAUUAUACAAGGUCUGACAGUUAGUGAAGUUAAAAAGCUUCUUGGUAUCAACCUCCCAGACUUGAAGCUAUAUCAAAACGUAACAGUGGUUCAGAAUUGGACCUCCAGCCAAUUGCAGUCAGAGCUUGACACACUGGGAUUGGGUCUCGUCGGGAGGGCUGAUGUUGUAACUUCCACCACAACCCAAUCCUCAGCGUCCAACUCUACAACCCCAUCCUCAUCUUCCAGUUCUACAGCUUCAUCCUCAGCCUCUAACUCUACAGCCCCAUCCUCAUCCUCCAGUUCAACAGCUUCAUCCUCAUCCUCCAGUUCAACAGCUUCCUCCUCAGCCUCUAACUCUACAGCCCCAUCCUCAUCUUCCAGUUCUACAGCCUCGUCCUCAUCCUCCAGUUCAACAGCUUCAUCCUCAGCCUCUAACUCUACAGCCUCAUCCUCAUCCUCCAGUUCAGCAGCUCCAUCCUCAUCUUCCAGUUCUACAUUAUCCUCAGCUUCUAACUCUACAACAACCCCGACUACUGCCAACACUGCAUCAACAACAGCUGCCACUGCAACUACAAAAGCAACUGCCUCCAUCACAACCGCAAAACCAACUUCCUCCACGACUAAAGCCGCUGGAGUCCGAAUCCAAGCCGAUGUUGGCUUCUCCUGCCUUGUUUUCAUCACGCUCCUCAUCUCUGCUCAGCAGAUUUUAUUGUGAAGAAGCACAGGCCUGAUUCUUGUAAUUUGGAGAUUAAAAUCAGUAAUUUAAUAAUAACAGGGUGAAAUAAUUUUAUUUAUGACUUACUGAAGGAAAUUAUGGUGAAGAUAUUCUGAUGAAACACAAUCGAUGUAAAUAUUGUGUUUUUGAGUGUUUAAUCAUUUUGUUGAAUUGUUCUGAAACAUUAGCACUUUGCUUUUAGGAUCCAAAUUAAGUUUUAUUGUUACAUUUUGUUAAUAGGAACAUGUAUUCAUUUUGAGAGCUUUCUUCUUUUAGAAAAUAUUACAACAUAAAGCAUCUCUUUUUAUCAAAUACUGAGCAAUAUCUUUAAUGGAUGAUUAUGUAUAAAAGUAAAAACCAACGAGUUUUAAAUUAGGUGCUGACGGCCUCAUAAAUUAAAAGUCUGUUCUUAUUUAAAAUGAAAAAUUGUCAUCAUACAUCCAAAAUAUAUGCAUAACCAAAAGAAAAAAUAGGAUAAAUAUACAGUCGCCAUUUUCUAAACUAUGAGUUUCAGCUGUAUCUGUUUCAUGAAACUGUUGUGAAAAGAAAGCACUCACCUUUUUCAAGAUUCUUAUGUGAUUAACAACAAAUAAAAACUGAAACUCA
Molecule: messenger RNA, 8315 nt
Organism: Austrofundulus limnaeus
Lineage: Eukaryota; Metazoa; Chordata; Actinopteri; Cyprinodontiformes; Rivulidae
Gene: mslnb
Product: mesothelin b
Biological process (GO): cell-matrix adhesion
Cellular component (GO): cell surface
Source: RefSeq, a predicted model, not a curated record